AGGACAAGACCCCAGCAAGGGGGCCAAGAUUGGUUCAUGAAACUUCCAUUCACCUCGGUAGUGUUGAUGGUCUUGCAAGCUCGUCGUGUCAUCUUGGGACCUGAAGCUCUGGUCGAGUCGAUUGCAUCGAGAAGACAUUCCAACCGCAGCGGUGACACUAUCGCAUGAUUCCCUUGGAGCGGUCUGGUUCUCAAGCAAGGACCAAGUCGUCGAAUUCUUGGAACGACUCGAACUCUUCAAGAAGUGCCACCGAGAUUGCGCUUCCCAGUAACGAGGAUUUCCAUGCAGCUCGAAGUUGCACUCCACCGCAAUCGGCGGUUGAAGCUAUGCUGCCCAGAUGAGGUACCCAUUGUCAUUUGCCUGCAGCGGACAUUGCUGGUCCGUCCAAGCUUUAAGCUGUUGUAAGGGCGAUUUCUGAUUUGCUGCACGAAAUUUGACGGUGGUUAAGCGGGCCGCGGCUUUGGCGCGGUCUCGAGUGACAUCCCUGACUCUCCCCCCUCGGUGAGAUAAACAGUGGAUCUGGACAUGCGCCAGCCUUGCAUGGCUCGAAAGCCGUUUGCGAUGGUUUACCCUUCGUCAACAGGCCAAUUUGCACUCGAGCUUCGUUUGGGCCUUCGAUCUGCGCUCUCCUUUACCCUCUUCACCUCUUUGAGUUGAGUAAAACUCGUCCACUCCUUUCUGGUGUCUCUGUUUCUCUCGUCGUCGCUGGACUUGUCGUCGUCGAUCUGGUGUUUUGCUAUUGCGCAAAUCUGCUCUGCGAGCACCCACGUUCUUUACAACAACCACUGACCCUAGUCGCUCAUUCCGAGUCCACCACGGCGAUCGCCAACCCGAUACUCACGCCCCCUCAGAGACUUUGCAGUAAAACUUCUGUCGAUUAUCUUGGUACACUCACUCAAUGCGCAAACGAACCUUCACGUCGAGCGCAACGGCGCUGCUGCUUCUCACGGCUUCCGUGGUCAGCGCAAAGCAUGGUGUUCACGAUCAUCUCGAAUCGCUUCACAAACGACACCGCGCCAACCGCCAGUUGGAUGCGCGAUCAACCGCUGAGAAUGGCGCACACGGUGUUGAACUGAGGUCGACCGCGGAGACAACAUCCAAGGCACCGAUUGAGAAGCGAGGUGGACAAUGCGCCUUUCCCACAGAUGCUGGUUUGGUCGCAGUGACUCCAGGAGAACAGAAUGCAGGGUGGGCUAUGAGCCCUAACCAGCCUUGUACGCCUGGAAACUACUGUCCAUACGCUUGCCCACCAGGUCAAGUUAUGAUGCAGUGGGAUCCCAGUGCGACAUCAUAUUCGUAUCCAAAGUCAAUGAACGGCGGUUUGUAUUGCGACGACAAUGGCAACAUUCAGAAGCCCUUCCCAGACAAACCAUAUUGCCAAUCUACCGCCACCAACAUUGGUGUACAGAACAACGCGGGCGGUGUCGUAUCUUUCUGUCAGACCGUGCUUCCUGGCAAUGAAGCCAUGCUUAUCCCAACUUCCGUGACCGAUUUUGCCACUCUCGCUGUUCCGGGCACCAACUACUGGUGUGGGACUGCAGCUCACUACUACAUCAAUCCUCCUGGAAUCGACACUGACACGGCCUGUGUCUGGGGUACGCACGCCAACCCUUUCGGUAACUGGUCCCCCUACGUGGCUGGUGCCAAUGUCGAUAAUUCUGGAAACACAUUUAUCAAGCUGGGGUGGAACCCGAUCUAUCUCGAGCCGGCCACACCUUUCCGCAAUAACAUGCCAGACUGGGGUGUAAAGAUCGAUUGUCCCAAUGGCGGCUGCCACGGCCUUCCCUGCUCGAUUGAUCCUAGCCAGAACCAGGUCAACCAGAUGAUCGGCAGUGCCACCGAUGGCGCCGGUGGUGGCGCAUUUUGCGUGGUCACCGUAGACCAGGGAGCAACCGCAAACUUUGUCGUAUUCAACACGGGAGGUUCGCAGACCGACAACAACAGCGGCGGCAGUAGCAGCAGCAGCAGCAGCAACAGCGGGGGCCCUUCAAGUGGCUGGAACAAGGGUGGUCAGUUCUACCAGUCGACCAGCGUUGCGGCAACAACGACUAGCAGCUCGACAUCAUCCAGCACCACAACCUCGGAAUCUAGCACUACCAGCGCCUGGACAUCGUCCUCUACCACCACAAGCUCGACGAACGCCCGGGCCUCGACGUCUGCCAGCAGCACCUGGCACUCCAGAGCGCCGACGCACUCGCCCUACUAUUCCAUGUUCAACUCAACAACGCCGACGGGGAGCCAUGGCCACAGCUCCGCCGAAGCCACCGCCACUCCCGCCGGACCCAGCUCGUCAGCUCAACCUUCGGUGCUAUCAGCAACCGGAGCUGCCUCGUCAAUCCAGAUUUCUUCUGUUGUUGGCCUACUCUCCGCUCUGGCCUUUUACGCCGUGGCAGCAUUGUAAAGCUCUGUUAACCCACACCGUGUUGUUUGCAGAAGAGGCGUUUGUAUUCCGAGCAGUAAUGUGGUUCUCGGAGCCGCCUCUAGCGCAGCUGGACUUGCAAAGUGAACACUUUUGGUUAUACUCCGAUGUGUACGGAGAGGAGUAGCUAUCAAUAUCGAUAUCUAUGUCGGGCUGGACCACCUUUUGGGAACCGAUGUUUUUUUUUGUUUUCAACUUUUACAAACGUCGAUACCCAUUUUGUUGUUGGAGAUAUUGUUGCCUUUUUGGAAAUAACAACCAGCCAACCUUUUGUUUCCUCUGUUCAGGAGAGAGGAAACCCAUUCUGGUAAUGCCGGCUACAGAAGUUUAUGUUUUUGUUCGAGCACAUGGUCAUUUUCAUUCCACAUCCACCCGCACACACUCAUCUUUGAUUAUUCUUGUGGAUAAAAAGUCGACUACAUAGGGGAAAUUCGAGCCAGAGGAGGGGAAUUUUUUCCUGUUGAUGUACCCCGGAGUAUUUGUCCCCCCCGGUGAGGAGGAGGGUUCAUGUAUGUUGUUUGAAGGCCUUGUUGGAUUCUGUUUUUGGUUUCCUAACGAUAUCCACGUUUGGGUUUUAUUUUGGAGGAGAGAUGACAAGAAGUGAGUGAUAGUAGGCACGUUUUGAGGGAGGGUACAUAUGGAGUAUAUAUAUAUAUACAGACAGUACACUACGAGUACUUUUAGCUAAGGUAGUUGAAUUGUAAUGUAAAAUAUUGCAAUACUUUUUA
Exophiala oligosperma is the source of this 3147-nucleotide messenger RNA. RefSeq lists its product as uncharacterized. The transcript has 2 exons. The record is from RefSeq and is a predicted model, not a curated record. The coding region runs from base 899 to 2401 and encodes 500 amino acids. Lineage: Eukaryota; Fungi; Ascomycota; Eurotiomycetes; Chaetothyriales; Herpotrichiellaceae.